AUGACAGAUUUGGAACUUCCAUUCCAAAAGAAGAGGUUAUUGGAGCAUUACAUAAGUCUCUUGAUGAAUUUCAGCCUGAAAUACAAUGAUGAUACAGAAGAAUAUUCUGCGUCUGGCUAUACAGAUGAUUUGGAUGAGAACCAAAAUGCGCCCAUCAAUUCCGAACGUAUCAUACUCAUCAUGUGCAUUACUGGAGUGUUUCUUCUGACAGUCAUCAGCAUUGACCGGAGCUUCCACUUAAAAAGAUUGUCAGGGGAUUACAAAAGCUUAAUGAUGAAUUCCAGCCCAGGGGAUCUGGAUGCUACAGACAACUAUUAUAGGUAUAACAAUACCAGUGAUUCAUAUAAGUACAAAGAAGAGACCAACCUUUUACAUCUAGGAUUGAUUCUUUGGCUAGUAAUUACUUUAAUUACCUGUUGUAUUGGAUUGGUGGGCAAUGGCUACAUCAUUUGGCUACUUGGCUUACAGAUUAAGAGAAACAGUUUCACCACAUUCAUCCUUAACUUGGCCAUUGCAGACUUUGGGUACCUCACAUCUGCAUUUAUAUAUAAUAUUCCUUCAUUUACCUAUUUUGAAGGAAGUGAAAUUUUCUACCACUUCUGUGCUCAUUUCGCCCAUGUGAUGUACAUCAAUGCAAACUUUCUUCUGACGGCCAUCAGCAUCGACCGGUGUGUUUGUGUCCUCUUCCCAAUCUGGCAUCGCUGUUCCCGGCCAAAACAUUUGUCCUCCAUGGUGUGUAUCCUCCUGUGGAUCUCCUCUUUCCUCCUGGGUGGAAUUAUGAGUAUUAUGGAGGUCUUUGGAAAUUACAUACCCCUCAAUUUCCAUUUCCUUGUGACUGCUAUAGUUUGCCUUCCAUUGAUCACAAUCUCUACUGUGGUCCUUUUCAUCAAAGUGUGUCUUAAAUUGAAACAAAAGAAUCAGGGUCGGCUUUUACUGAUGAUUUUAAUUACUCUUCUCUGUUUCCUCAUCCUGGCCUUUCCAUUAAGUGUUUUUGCGGUGAUUUGUACUUUUUCUAGUAAUGAAGCUGUGAAUCAACUGGAACAUUGGAUUUGGUGUAGCAUACUGUUUUCCUGCCUAAAUAGCAGUAUUAAUCCAGUGAUCUAUUUUCUAGUUGGGAGAAAAAAAGGAGCUCAGUCCAAGGAGAGCAUGAAGGUCAUUUUGCAAAAGGUCUUCAAAGAAGGUGAAGUUACUGGAGAGAGAUAG
Thamnophis sirtalis is the source of this 1203-nucleotide messenger RNA. RefSeq names its product mas-related G protein-coupled receptor member H-like. The record is from RefSeq and is a predicted model, not a curated record. Gene Ontology annotation, biological process: G protein-coupled receptor signaling pathway. Lineage: Eukaryota; Metazoa; Chordata; Lepidosauria; Squamata; Natricidae. Gene Ontology annotation, cellular component: plasma membrane. Gene Ontology annotation, molecular function: G protein-coupled receptor activity.